Cygnus olor (mute swan) is the source of this 3438-nucleotide messenger RNA. RefSeq lists its product as uncharacterized. The coding region runs from base 394 to 783 and encodes 129 amino acids. The record is from RefSeq and is a predicted model, not a curated record. NCBI's taxonomy places the organism in Eukaryota, Metazoa, Chordata, Aves, Anseriformes, Anatidae. The transcript is spliced from 7 exons.
GCUGCCGGGCUUUAUAAGGGGGGGGCAAUGGCCCGGCCGCCGCAGUCGGAGCAUCCCCGGGUCCCAGCCGCGGAGUCUCCCCCGCGGGGGGAGGUGGAAGCGCCCCCCCCCCCCCCCCCGGGGGCUGUGGGUACGGAGGAGGAUGAAGAUGAGGAUGGCGGUGCCGGAGCUCCGGGAGCGGUUUGGGCGCAGGCAGGAGCCGCGGGGGGGUUGCGGCUGGGAGGCUCGGCCCGCAGGAGGUCCUGGAAUCGUGAGAACUUCCAAUGACUUGGCAAAUCGCUCUGAAUCACUGACGUUUGGCGGCCACCUCCACCCAUGCCUGUCCCUUGCCUGCUCCCUCGCCGGGUGUCAGUUCUCGAGCCUACGUGCUGAGAAGAGAAGUUAAAAAGAGAGAUGAACAGCCCGACUCUGGACUUCAUUACUGGGAGCCUGAAAUUGUUUCACGUGAACAAAAGGAUCGGCCGGGACGUUAAUCUCCUGCACCUGUUUAGCUUUGUUCCAACCCCGCUCUGCCCGCCUUGCGUCAGCAUGCUUGACGGCACAGGGAGGCACAACACUACUGAGUCCGAGGAGUCGUGGGACUUGUACAAAGCCCUCCGGAAGGCCUGGCCAGGAAACCUUCAAGUAGCAGCACUUUCCCUUCUAAGCAGUCUGCCUUCAAGACCCAGGAGAAAAUGCAGUGGGAGAGAUGAGCUACUCUUCUGGGGCGAGACUCCUUGGCCAACGCUGAGUGAAUCCUUGUGCAACAUCAGUAAUUAUCAUCAUUGUUAUAUUGGUCCCUGAAACUCAGAGUCCUGCUCUAGAUGGUUCUCCUGCUAAUAACUGGGAAAAAGCAAGGAGUAAGAAAAUUGGGUGGUGGUGAGCAAAGUGCUUGGUGCUCCUUCUGGGACGUUCUCCUGUUGGUUGGAAAUGCAUCGAACUUGUCGGGUAGGAAGCAACCUGGUUACUUCGGAUGCUCUGGCAGCCUGCAGCUCCAUCCCAGCCCCGUUGGACUCUCUUGGGCAGGUGUUUCGGCUGUGCUGGGUUGUGCUCAGCACUCACACCAAUGAAACGUGAGAUAAUUUGGGGGCCCACCACCAUACAGCAGUUGCUGCGGGUGUUGAUGCCGUAUAUUUGCCCUAAAUCUAGGAACAGACUUGAGGUCUUGCUUGCUUAGCGUGUAUGGUUUUAUGGCCAGCAUCUUGAAAGCCCGUGAUGCUCAGAGAUGAGCUAGUCCCUGCCCUGAUGCCCACCUUGGAUAUUGCCAGCAGAAAGGAGCUGGGAAGGGGUGGAAGAGGCAGCUGGUAGCCAUCUGCUCCUGGCUGUUUGCAGCUCUCAGGCUGCACUGGGAGGCUCGCUCUCAUCUUCAUCUUCAUCUUCUUCCUCACCUCCCUGCAGGGGCAGGUUCUUCUUCCACGGGAGCCACGGCUCUGGCCAUUCCCUCUUCCUCUACAGGGCUGCCGCCUCCUCUGUCUGAUGAAUUCAGCCGAGGCUCUGGCUCCAGCUCAGAGUUUGUAGCUUUUGUCCUUGCGAUUCCCCCAGAUCUCAGCAGGAGCUGAUUUGGCAUCGAAUGAAAGAGUUUGGGCUUUGAGCUCCUCUCACAGGAGCUUGAGCAGGCUGAAGUUUUGGGGAUGGAUGGGCAGAGCGAGUGCACACCAAAAGCACUAGGGCUGGUCAACAAAUGGUUGUGACGUUCAUGUGCGUUGGAGGCAGCACAAAGUCCUAUGACAAGCGAUAAAACCCCGCGGAGUUGUCCUGGUCCUGGCUGUGCCGGCCGGGUGGAGGAAGUGCUGACGCUCCUGCUCUCCUCAGGCUUUCGGGAGAUCCUUUUAAUGCAACGGCGCUUUGGCUUUUAAAAGUGGUGGCUGUCCGCCAGCCCGAUUUAUUUUAAACAUGUGUUUCUGAUUUGAAAAUGUCCAGAUCUUGAAAUCUUUAAUCUUCUCACACCUAGGGAUUUUUUUGUUUUGUUUUGUUUUUGCAAAAAGCUGAACCACGUGCACAGGAUGAUGGUUAAAAAGCAACACAGACUGCUUAAAAAAAAAAAAAAAAAAGAAAGAGAAACAGUAAAAAAAAAUUAAAAUAAAAGAUCCAGCUGGCAUUCUUCUAUUAUCAAAGCAAGACUCAGCAUGGAGAUUCACAUAUGCCAACAAACAGGGCUUUCGUUUGUCUCACUGUGGUAAUUGCUGAAUCCUGAUGAAACUCCCUGAACUUUGAGCUGAAAAAGGUCCUGAGAUCCCUCCGAGAAGACAAAAAAGACAGAGUAUUUGUCAGGCUGAAGCAGGUUGUCUUCCCAAAUGCUUAAACUCAACACUGUUUUCUGGCAUAGAGCUAGAAGAAUUGGGUCCCACCGCUGGGCGGGGUGGGCAGCCCAUCCUCCUGGCCCCGAGACGGGGAUGGUUGCUCCGUCUCCUCUGGGACGGGAAGGGCUCAGGAAUGAAGCACCAGGAGGACUUCAAAGGAGGCUCCUCCUUCCUCCCCUCCCGGUGCAGAGGAGCAGCUCGGGAUGAGCCCCGCUCUGCGCCCGGGGAGUCCCCAGGACGUUCAGCAUUAGCACCGGGUGACGGAAAUCGAAGCUGACAGAUUUAAAAUGUGCAAGGGGAAAAACUUUUUUACAGCAACCUGCAAUUAACGUUCGGCUCGAAGGGGCUAUGUACACAAACAGGCCAGCGUCUAACCAUAGACACUUGCUGCAGAGGGAUGUUUUUUCCAGGCGUGUGGCUUAUUUAAGAUAUAAACAAGUGAUUAAACUUUUAGCUCUGCAGAAAUGCUCAUCACUUGCCAAACUGUUGUGGGAGUGCUACCGCUGGCUUCAGCGGGACCAGAGGUAGCAACGUGAGUUGAGCGAGUGCCUUUGCAGCUCCCUCGGGCUGGAUUUUCGUGCCUGGCCGUGCGCUGCUCCUGACGCUGCUGGAGCCUCCGGUGCAAAGGUCUGGGCAGAGCAGAGGUUAAUGCAAAGCAUGUCUGAUAGAUGGUGUCAGCCGCCUUCUGCUCACCGCGCCACCACCCAGAAGCAUCCCCUGGGGCAGGCACUGCUGAUGGUCCGUGCAGAGAGAUGUGGAGAGAAGACAAGCACGAGGUGCUGAUGUACCUUUGGUGGUGCAAUUGUGCAGCCCGUGUUAACGCAGCAUCUUCCCAUAUACUUCCCAGGGAUGGUGUGGCAGCAGAACUGGGGGUGAGAGGAUGUCCCCAGUCCCCCCAUCAUAUGUGGGUGGGUUGGGGCUGGUCCCCUGCCUGCAUAUGGGAGUGCACCUCGGCCUCCCUCCCAUCUCCCUGCUGCUCUCCUCGGAGCAGAGGGGCUCCAAAUGCAUCCCCCGUGCGCUAAGAGUUAAGGGGUCUGCGCGGCCCUGAAGAUAAGAAACAGAUGAUAAAGGUUAGGGUAGGGAUCGCGUUUCCAUUACGCAGCCUGUAAAUGCAAACUAAUUAGAAUGCAGCCUUGUUUCUGAGAAAAUGUAAAGAAAG